ACAUCCAACGACAGCCACGUGUACGAGUGCCUCUCGAGCUCACCCGAGUGUGAUUCGAAUCUUGAGCUGCGGCACGGAAGUGGAGGCGGAUUCCGCGCCGCGUGCAAGAGAAAGUCCGACAGCAGCGCGAUAAUCGGGGACUCGAAGGUUCAUCAUCAACCGUCAUUCGUGAGGUCGAUCUCGUUGCCGUAUUGCGGCAGCGAGACCGAGAGCGAGCUUUACGCGCCGUACACCUUCUACACCGGCGACGAGGGCGCCGAGGAGGAUCAGGAUUGGAAGAGCACGGACGACGAGCCGAGGAUGGGCCGCUUGAGGCAACGCCGGGGGCGCACCGUCGUUCAUCGAAGCCUCGAGGAUAAUUACGGCGCGGUAGUUGUGGCGAAUCACGAGGCGCUCGCCCAAUUCCUCGAGCAG
Wasmannia auropunctata (little fire ant) is the source of this 414-nucleotide messenger RNA. RefSeq lists its product as uncharacterized. The record is from RefSeq and is a predicted model, not a curated record. The transcript is spliced from 2 exons. NCBI's taxonomy places the organism in Eukaryota, Metazoa, Arthropoda, Insecta, Hymenoptera, Formicidae. The annotation marks the transcript as partial.